Messenger RNA from Dermacentor andersoni, 1948 nucleotides. It is a transcript of the gene Mob4, whose product is annotated as MOB kinase activator 4. The record is from RefSeq and is a predicted model, not a curated record. Lineage: Eukaryota; Metazoa; Arthropoda; Arachnida; Ixodida; Ixodidae.
GCAUCCAUAGAUGCUAUCCAGGUGGCGCAACGAGCGCAAGCAGCGAAACAAGCGCACGCACGCACAAACGCCACAAACGCUGGUUGAAACUCGGCAACAUGAAGAUGGCUGACAGUGCGGGUGUUCUUCGGCGGAAUCGACCGGGAACAAAAGCCGAGAGUUUCUCAAGCUGGCCGGAUGAGCCGUUCGACGAAAUGGACAGUACACUGGCUGUUCAACAGUUCAUUCAGCAAGCGAUCCGGAAGGACCCUGCGAAUGUCGAUGAAAUCUUGACGCCGCCCGAUGGCCAGGACGAAGGAGUGUGGAAGUACGAGCAUCUAAGGCAGUUCUGCAUGGAGUUAAAUGGUCUUGCAGUCAAGCUGCAGGUAUGUGAGGCUGAGUGCAAUGCAGACAGCUGCACCCAAAUGACUGCCACGGAACAGUGGAUAUUCCUUUGCGCUGCCCACAAGACGCCCAAGGAGUGUCCAGCCAUUGACUACACGCGGCACACCCUUGACGGAGCUGCAUGCCUCCUCAACAGCAACAAGUACUUUCCGAGCCGAGUUAGCAUCAAGGAUUCCUCGGUAGCAAAGCUAGGUUCUGUGUGUCGGAGAGUGUACCGGAUAUUCUCUCACGCAUACUACCAUCACAGAGCCACAUUUGAUGAGUUUGAGAAGCAGACUUGCCUCUGCCGCCGUUUUACCACGUUUGUGACCAAGUAUAGCCUGAUGUCGAAGGACAAUCUCAUCGUUCCAAUCCUUGACGAGGAACUCACCGCUGGAGAGAGUGAAGCCUGAGGCCGUCCUGUCAAAAACAAGUAGCGCAGAACACGCACUCUGAUCUUCCUGCUCAGCAGACAUUCGCUCCCAUUGGCCCGGACGCUGGCCGCCUGGUCUUUGUCCCUGUGCGUUUCUCCCGAUAGCAUUGUUUCAGCGGUCACUUCUGCAUGUUUCACUCUUUCGGCACGCCCUCGCCAACAUGGACUGAUAUUGAUCUCUGUCGCACCAGUGACGCGUGUUUGUGCUCUAGAAGUUGCUUUAGCUGUUUACAUCCAUCCACAGCACUGUGUACUAGCGUAGGCGUACCAUGGUUUCUGUGCAGUGGCAGAAGUGACUGCUUGAGCGGAUUGUGUUGCGUGGAAAAAUAGUUAUCGUCUGGCAGCCUGCACAAAGACGAGAGACAAUUCUGGGAAAGCUGUGCUGUAUAUGUGCAAACACACCCUCUUUCUCUGUUCCCCUCUCCCUUGACUUUCUACUGUUGCUUCUUGAGUGUGGAAAUGCCCAUUUAAUGAUGUGGCAAGCACGUAAAAAAAAAUGUCUACAUAUGUGAGUAUUUAGCUUUAUUAUUUAUUUUCUCCCUACGUGUGCCUGUAAAGAAAUCCAGUAGUGCCAGUGAGACGGUUCUUGUGGUCAGGCAGAGACUGGUUCAUACUGUUAAAUACCUCGAAAAUGCUGCCCCGUCUGCUCUCCCGAUCAUCAAUAUCAUUUCUCAUAUGCGAAAACCAUGAUCUGCCGUUGCAGUUGGAUUAUGUAGUUACGGGAUACCAGACUAACAACACAUGGGCUUGCGGAUAUAGCCUUUUAGUAGCCAGCUGUAAAAAGAAGACGUGUUGUUUUUUGAAAUACGAAUCCCAAGUGUUAAGUCUGCUGUUUUGGAUCUAUGCACAUGUCUGUCUUGUAAGCUCAUUUUGCACGUGCUUGUGUCUUUCGCGCAGCAAUGGCCAUCUGUGUUAGAUAUGCAUAUCAUAAUUGAGAAGGUGGUAUCUAACAGCUCCGCAGUUUCCUGUCUGUAUUUAGUUGCUUUGAUUUUGAAUACAGUUUACCCUAGCCUAGUCCUUGAAGUAGUGCACAAUUUUUUCAUUUCCUGACUUGAAGCACAUUAGCCAAUUCCAUUGGUUACCAUCCGUUGUGCUAAAGGAUAGUACUUAUCACUGACAUAUGUGGCACAAUAAAAUCGUGCUCGAGGUGUG